Messenger RNA from Hippoglossus stenolepis (Pacific halibut), 3299 nucleotides. Its product is annotated as cadherin-1. Lineage: Eukaryota; Metazoa; Chordata; Actinopteri; Pleuronectiformes; Pleuronectidae. Gene Ontology annotation, biological process: cell morphogenesis; adherens junction organization; homophilic cell-cell adhesion. Gene Ontology annotation, cellular component: catenin complex; cytoplasm; adherens junction. The record is from RefSeq and is a predicted model, not a curated record. Gene Ontology annotation, molecular function: cadherin binding; calcium ion binding.
UGAUUGCCAGUAGAGGAAAUGAGAAAGUUGAAGCACCACUCAGCUGAGACACAGCUCACCGCUUGUUGAUGAUCAAUACAUUCACGUGUGUGUGUGUGUGUGUGUGUGUGCUGCAGCAGCAGCAGCAGCAAGUGACCGAUACCACCGGUUUCUGUCUCCUCGAGCUACGUUCAGCGGCGUGACCCCACCAGGAACACGGAAGCCGCGCACCUGUGAGCUGACGUCACACGCUGAGAGUACCUGCAGCUACACGUCCAGCUGAAGUCAGUUACUGAAACUAGCUUCACGACGCGAGACAAAGGAGCCACGACGACUGUUCGCUGAGGGAUAUAUCCACCAUUCGUUUCCACUUUUUGUGACUUUCAUCGCGAGGAAUAUAGAAAAAAGGACAAAUAAGCAGAUGGCGACCGCUUGGCUCGCGGCUGUGGGCAUUUUAUUCGUCGCUUUUCAGGCCUCAGCUUUAGAGACCACAGAGGAGCCAAAAUGUGUACCUGGAUUCAAGUCAGAUGUGUUGAUCUUCAGAGUGACCAGAAAGCACCUGGGGCCGGGUACAAGGCUGGGCAGAGUGGGCUUCAAUGACUGCACAAACCGCACAAGAUUUCUUUUCAUCAGUAAUGACAGACGUUUCAUGGUCCAUCCAGAUGGGAUAUUGAUGGUAGGGAGAAAGGUUUUUCUUCAUGAAGGACACCUUGACUUCUUUAUCCAUAUUUGGAACUCGCAUGGUAAAAAAAUGACAGUUCCUGUCAAGGUAGUGGACCAUGGACAUCACCGUGGGCAUCACCAAGGGGAUAACCGCGGGCAUCACCAUAGAACCCAUGGGCAUCACCAACAGAAAACCCAUGGGCAUUACCAAGGGAAAAACCAGGGAGAUCACCAUGGGCAUCCCCAUGUGCAUCAUCAAGAGAAAAACCAUGGGCAUCACCAAGGUAAAAUCCAUGGGCAUCACCAUGGGCAACACCAGCGAAAUGUUGAGCAUCACCUCGGAGAGAACAGACACCACAACAAUCAGCACCACUUGAAUGAAGUGGACUCUGCUAACAAUACAGAGAAUGCAACCACCCCAGAGGUGCCUGUUCUGAAGUUCCCCAAGUCUGGUGAUGGAUUGAAGAGGAGGAAGAGAGACUGGGUUAUUCCUGACAUCAAUGUUCCUGAAAAUAACAAAGGACCCUAUCCUCUUAAAGUAUCUCAGAUCCGUUCUAGUGAAGAUAAAGUGAAGACGAUAUCUUACAGCAUCACUGGUCCAGGAGCUAAUGAGCCUCCCCUUGGCCUUUUCACAAUGGACAGGCUCACUGGUACUUUGUAUCUGACACAGCCUCUGGACAGAGAGAAGGUGGACAGGUACACGUUUCAAGCACAUGCUGCGGUAGAUGGGUCACUAAAUGCUGAGCAGCCGAUGGAUAUUAUGGUGAUUGUAAUAGACCAGAAUGACAACAAACCUGUUUUUGAUCAAGAUACAUUUCUGGGAGAAGCUGAAUCCUCACCAACAGGUUUUGAGGUGAUAAAUGGCCAGGCUUAAGUAGAUCUUGACGAGGGCAAUGCCAAUUCGGAUAUCUGCUAAUGUAUUGUGAGCCAGGAUCCAAGCCCUAGUGGCCCACUGUUUGAGAUCAACCCAAACACUGGAGCAAUCAGAGUCAAUGCCCGUGGGCUAGACAGAGAGAAAUACCCAAAGCACACUCUGGUGAUAGAGGCAGCAGAUGAGGGAAAUGGGUUGACUGGAAAUGCUAAAGUAAUCAUCACUGUAACAGACAGCAAUGACAACCCUCCAGCUUUCACUCAGUCCUCUGUGAGUAAAACAUACAAACAUACAGUAGCAGAAAAUAGAGUGGACGCUGUCAUUACGAUGGCAGUAACAGAUGGUGAUGAGCCACAUUCACCAGCCUGGAACGCCAAAUUCAAGAUUGUUGAUGGUGAUCCUGGAGGCCUGUUCACAGUCACAACAGGAAGUAACAAACACGAAGGGAUCAUUACUACUGCCAAGGGUCUUGACUUUGAAAUGAUCAGCACACUUGUUGGUUGUGCAGAGAAUGACAUUCCAUUUGCUACUCCACUGCCCACUGCCACACACAGUGGUGGAACGCAGGAUGUCAACGAAGCUCCAGUCUUUGAACCAGUUGAAAAGUUUGUGUCCAAACAGAACCUUCCUGUUGACGGUGACGUGGUGCAUAUCGUUUGACCUGACAUUGCACGCAAACAGACUGUAGAAAAGUAUAAAAUAAUCAGCGACCCUGCGGGCUGGCUGAACGUGGCCAAGGACACAGGCCUGAUUAAGGUGAAAAGCAUCAUGGACAGGGAGUCGACUUUUGUCAAGGACAGCAAAUACACAGCACUCAUUGGUGCAUACGACAAUGAUGACGUCCCGGCCACAGGAACUGGUACUCUGAUUAUACAGCUUGAAGACGUCAAUGACAAUGCACCCAUAAUUGAGGAACGUACAAUAAAGGUGUGUGCUUAUAAGGAAUCGGCCCGGCCGCUUUCAGUAACAGAUAGCAUGGACCUUGGCUUUGCUGCUCCAUACAGUGUCUCUUUACAGGGCAUGUCCAAGACCAACUGGACCGCUCGGAUGAAUGAUUCCAAAACGGGCAUCGAUUCUAAUUUAGGCACUGAGCUGGAAAGUGGAGAAUGUACUGUGGUCCUGAGGGUUACAGACAACGAUGUGGCAUGAGCAGACAACACCGCCCAGCCAGUGUGUGACUGCACAGGUGAAAUCGUGUCCUGUUCAGGGCGAAUUGCCGGGUGGGAGCAGCCUGCCCAUGAUUCUGGAAUACUGGGAGGCAUCCUGUUGCUACUCAUGCUGGUGCUGCUACUACUGCUGUUUGCGAGAUGGAGAGGAGGAGAAAAGAAGGAGCCUUUUCUGCAGGACGAUGAUAUCAGAGACAACAUCUAUUACUAUGAUUAUGAGGGAGGUGGAGAGUAGAAUGACCAGGACUAUGACCUGAGUGUUCUCCACCGUGGUCUGGACAACCGGCCAGAGGUGUUCAGGAACGACGUGAUGCCAAACUUCAUGCCGGCUCCCUGCACCGGGCCUCGCCCUGCCAACCCAGAGGAAAUUGGCAAAUUUCAUUGAUGAUGUGAUGACAAUCUAAUGCAGCUUGAUAAUGACCUCACAGCCCCUCAUGAUUCCCUGCUGGUUUUUGGACUAUGAGGGCGGUGGUCUGAUGCAGGAAGCCUCUCACUGAACUCUGUCGAGCAGCGAGACCAGGACUACAACUGCCUGAACGGUCGGGGACCCGCCAAGAAACUGGCAGACAUGUAUGGCGGAGGAGAGGAUGAUGAUAUGCUGUAAAUGUACCAAAGAACAA